Molecule: messenger RNA, 276 nt
Organism: Caenorhabditis remanei
Lineage: Eukaryota; Metazoa; Nematoda; Chromadorea; Rhabditida; Rhabditidae
Exons: 2
Coding region: 1-276 (91 amino acids)
Source: RefSeq, a predicted model, not a curated record
AUGCCAAAAAACACAAAGAAAGGAGGAAAUAAGAAGUUGCAAUUGAGCAACAAACAAUUCGAGGACUUGCUCAAGGAGAUCGGCGGCGGUCUUCCAGAAGGAAUGGCUCUGGACCCGGCGCUUCUCGCCACCCUCCGCGAAGCCACCAACACUGAAUUCAAUAAAGUCGCUAAGGAGAAGUAUGGAGACGUUCAAGUGGAAUCUGAUGACGAUGGGGAGGAGCAGAAGUCAUCGGAGCCGAAGAAUGGGGGAGAGGGCAGCUCGAAUAAGGCAUAA